AUGGCGGAUGGUAAUGCUCAGCAGGAACUAGAGGAUCGGUUGGUGGAGCUACUGGACCUCGAGGCGGAGGUGAAAGAUGCCCAUGACGAACUCCGACGACUGCGAAGGAAACGCCGAAGAAAUUGGACGGAUGAUGAAGUUGAAUCAUCACUGACCUUACCAGCGUCCAUUGUUGAACUGGAGAAGUCUAUUGCUGAUGUGACAGAAGAGUUGGGAAGUCCGGAAUUCCGCCGGCUUCGUGCAUCAACUGGUAAAAAAGCGGAGGCUCUAAUACGUGUGCGCCUUGCGAAGAUGAAGCUAUAUGAAGCCAAAGUGGGUAUUGUAGAGGCUCAAAAGAAGUGGGAUAAUUAG
Melampsora larici-populina 98AG31 is the source of this 351-nucleotide messenger RNA. RefSeq lists its product as uncharacterized. NCBI's taxonomy places the organism in Eukaryota, Fungi, Basidiomycota, Pucciniomycetes, Pucciniales, Melampsoraceae. The coding region runs from base 1 to 351 and encodes 116 amino acids. The record is from RefSeq and is a predicted model, not a curated record. The transcript is spliced from 4 exons.